GCGGGGCCAGCGGUGAUUGCGUCAUAAAGGAGCUGAAGAUGGCUUCGCGAUGCGCUACGGCGGUGCAUAGAUGCGUCAACGCUCAGCUGUCAGGACACACGUUUAUAUGAAAAGGAAGGAGGGAUAAAGAAAUAUUGGGAAGAAGACACGCGAACCGUUCAAAUUUAUGUCUCGCAACGGUGCACAGUGCUCUUUGGUUGUUUAACAGUCAGGGACAAUGAGUUCGACCACAGAUGAAGAAUUUAAAGAGAAAUUACUAUGGAACGUGAAAAGAGAGGUGAAGCAGAUUAUGGAGGAGGCUGUGACCAAGAAGUUUGUGCACGAGGACAGCAGCCACGUCAUUGCACUUUGCAGCUCCAUCGAGGCUUGCUUAAGCCACCUGCUAAAGCGUCGUGCCGCAGGGUUUCUCCGCAGUGACAAGAUCGCUGCUCUCUUCACUAAGAUCGGCAAGGUGAACACCACAGCAAGUGACAUUUGUCGCAAGGUGCAGGAGCAGCUUCAGCAGCAGGCCGAAAUCUCCAGGAGAAGUCAAAGCACAGCGCAGGAGCCGCUCAGGAGACAGGGCUCUUCUUCUGCCGGUCGAGCACCUCAACCUCUCUCCGCCCAGGCCAUCAAGCACAUAUGGGUCCGCACCGCUGUCUUCGAAAAAGUCCUGGACAAAAUUGUGCAGUAUAUUGUGGAUAACGCAAGUAAGUAUUAUGAAAAGGAGGCUCUCAUGCACGAUACGGUGUUUGGCCCUAUACUGGCUGCACUUCUUGUUGGACCUUGCGCUCUGGAGUACACCAAGCUCAAGACGUCAGAUCAUUUCUGGACGGACCCAUCAGCCAACGAGCUGGUGCAGAGGCACAGAAUCCACGGGGCCCACAGGAGCCAAGAGGUCUCGCCGGGACGCAGGCCUGCCCUUGGGAUUCGGAAGCGGCAGUCCAGUGUCAGCGUGUCUGAUGACAAGUUUGCAGCAUCAGCGAGAGAGUACGUUGAAUCUCUCCAUCAAAAUUCACGCGUUCACCUGCUUUACGGAAAAAACAACGUAAUCGUUCAACCGAAGAAGGACAUGGAGGUUUUGCGUGGUUACCUUUCCCUUCAUCAGACGACAGAAAACCUCACGCUGAAGUGGACGCCCAAUCAGCUUAUCAACGGCACUUUGGGUGACUGUGACCUGGAGAAAAGUAUUUAUUGGGACUACGCAUUGACUGUGCCUUUAAGACAGAUCGUCUGCAUUCAUUGUCACCAGCGCCCGGACUGUGGUGGUACUCUGGUGUUAGUAAGUCAGGAUGGGAUCCAGCGUCCUCCUCUGCACUUCCCUCCUGGUGGCCACCUAUUAGCUUUCCUGUCAUGUCUAGAGACAGGUCUGCUGCCCCGGGGUCAGCUGGAGCCGCCCCUCUGGUCACAGAGGGGUAAGGGCAAAGUCUUCCCCAAGCUGCGUAAAAGGAACAGCACGGCCCGUUUAGUAGAUCAGGAUGGAGAUGGAGAGGAACAGAUUGCUGCAGACUAUGUGUUUCGUAUUGUUUACCCUGGACAGCGUCCCGACCCAACAGUCACUAUAAACUACCACCACACCACGGGCAGUCGUGCGCCCUCUCUGGACGACGACGAGGAGGAGGAAGAUAGACUUCACGCAAUGAUCUCAAUGAUCUGCUCACGGAACCUCACAGACCCUAAUGUCAUGAAAGUAGACCAUGGGGACAUGAUGGAUAUGCAAGGCUUUGGCGGCAGCCCAUUGUCAUGGCAGCAGGGCGAGUACACCAGUCAUAUGUCAUCUUGUCAGUCCUGCUCCACCGGGGGCAGCAGCGCUUCAGUCGAGCUUCCCGCAGGCUGCACCUGCGUGCAUGACCGUAUUCCACUGAAGAUGUUGUGCCAAAAUAUGAAGAGACAGAUUGUGUCUCGAGCAUUUUAUGGCUGGCUUGCCUACUGUCGGCACCUGUCUACUGUAAGGACUCACCUCUCCGAGCUGGUCAACCAUAAUAUCGUCUCUCCCGACAAGCCGUGCGAAGCUUCCGGAGGGCUUAGUAAAGAUGUGUGGAGUAAAUAUCAAAAGGACUGUAAGAAUUAUAAGGAACUGGAGCUGCUGCGAUUGGUUUACUAUGGAGGGGUGGAGCAUGAAAUCAGGAAAGAGGUGUGGCCGUUUUUGCUGGGUCACUAUAAAUUUGGAAUGGACAAGAAAAACAUGGCCCAGAUUGAUGAGAAGAUCACAGCCAGGUAUCAGCAGGUGAUGCGGGAGUGGAAGGCGUGCGAGGUCAUCGUGAAACAACGGGAGAAAGAGAUGCAGUCGGUCAUCUUUGCCAAGCUGUCAUCAGGCAGCAGUAUAGACAGUCACGUCCUCAGACUCAUUCAUAGAGACUCAACUAUGAGCAAUGAGGUAUUCAUGUCAGUGGAAGAACCUGAUGCUGGGGGUCACGACACCUCGUGUGAGGGAGGAAGCACACCCACCUUAACCACUGUAGUGACCCCGGCUGUGUUAGCUCCAGACGAGAGACCCCUAGUGGAGUUUGACUCUCCAGAUUCAGGUCUCCCUUCCUCAAGAAACUAUUCUGUGACAUCUGGACAUUCCCAAAUCAUGUCUAGCAUCGAUGAUGGGCAGAGCAUGGAGGAGGACACCACGCCCACUGGAGGACUAGAGGAGCAGGGUGGGCGGGACUCUCUGAGCGAGGACAAACUCUGUAGUCAGCUGGACAAACUCGCAACCACCAAUGAGGGCAGUGCUCCGUCCUUUUCGUCAUACACGAUUGAGCUGUUGGACACGGUGGCAUUGAAUUUGCACAGAAUAGAUAAAGACGUCCAGCGCUGUGAUCGCAACUACUAUUACUUCACUACCACCAACCUGGAGAAACUGCGCAACAUCAUGUGCAGUUACGUGUGGGAACAUCUGGAGAUUGGCUAUGUGCAAGGCAUGUGUGACCUUCUAGCCCCUUUGAUGGUCAUUUUGGAUGAUGAGUGCUUGGCCUACGGCUGUUUCACCCAGCUCAUGAAAAGGAUGAGUCAGAAUUUCCCUACCGGAGGAGCUAUGGACACUCAUUUUGCCAACAUGAGGUCACUGAUACAGAUCCUUGACUCUGAGUUGUUUGAGCUCAUGCAUCAGAACGGCGAUUACACACAUUUCUACUUCUGUUAUCGCUGGUUCCUUUUAGACUUCAAAAGAGAGCUUCUCUAUGAGGAUGUGUUUGCCGUAUGGGAGGUUAUCUGGGUCGCCCCCCGCAUCUCUUCCAAGCACUUUGUCCUCUUCAUUGCCCUGGCCUUGGUUGAGGUGUACAGGGACAUCAUCCUCGACAACAACAUGGACUUUACUGACAUCAUCAAAUUUUUUAACGAGAUGGCAGAGCGGCAUGACGUGCAGCACAUCCUCCGAAUAGCGCGCGAGCUGGUACACAAGGUGCAGACCCUCAUCGAGAACAAGUGAGGAUGGAGAAAACAGAAGACUGAUGCCUACCGAGCCCUGCCUUGCCACUUCUGAUCUUCUCCCAGACUUUGGACCAGUCGUCGGCCACAAGGCCCUCGACUUCUGACUUCUCUUAAUAUCGUUUGCCUGCCACAGAAUGCCGUUGUGUCAGACCCUGGCGUUGUCUGCAUGCUCGUGGAGUUUUGAGCACACUGUGACUGAGGUUUUCUUUCAUUUCUUGCCGUAUACGCCUCCAGCACACACUGCACAUAUCAGGUCCCUUUAGUCUUAAUAAGAAACGACGAGCCUCGUGCAUCGGGGCCACAGCUAUUUCUGUUACCCGGUAGACUUUGUGGUGACUUACUGGAGGGCUGUGGUGGUCGGUUUACUCAUAAUAAAAGCUGCGUUAGAUCGGUGCCCCUGAAUAAUAACUAAGCCACGAAGAAGUUGUUAAAACGGUGUGUGACCAAAAGGACUGUGCCAAUGAAAUUGUUGUAGUAUUUAUAUGGCUUGUUUUGUUUUGCCUUUGACUGCUUCUUCUGUAUGAUCCCCUUAAUAUUUUGGCCUUCACAAACUCCAUCCAUACUUUUGCACUUUGAAUCUGUCGCUCCGUGACGCCAAUGAUGCUCCUUUAGCCUUAAACGGGAAGAAUAAGGGGUUGAGGUGUGACUCAGGAUUCACUCCACUUCCUUUGAUGUUGUUAAGGGUCUUUGAGAAGAUGCCACCGGACUCUUCCAUUGGUCACCAAGCUGCUUCCACAUAUGAGAGGAGUGCAAUGUUACAAGACCAAUAUGCUCUAGUACGUCUUAUUAUGGAUGCCGGUCACUACUUUACCAUUAGGCUUUUUCAUGCGUCAAAUAAACCUAAAAAACAAGCUUUUUACUGCCUGUGAAAAAAAGGCUUUGUUUAUUUAAACAUCACAACUGACGCUUCGCUAUAGUUACUAUGUUGGCCCAGCUGAAUUUCAUGACUGUGUAUCAUUAUUUGUUAAAAACAGAUUGCAUACUGGUUGCACAUUUUUAGAAAGACUCAUAAGUGUAAUUCACUUCCAUACUGUCUUCCCAUUUUUCAAGUAUUUGAUGCCUAAGGUUAUGUUCAGAAUACUGGUUUACUGUGAGUGCAGUGCAGUAUACUACACAGUAUACACUCGUGUACUCAUUUAACUUACUCAACAGUUUUAUACUAAACUAUUGUUCUUACAUCAUAACUCGGCCAUUAGCAAUGGUUAUAUUGGAUUUUUAAAAUAGUUAUGGGUGUAAAUAUCAACUUUGUACAUUCGGAUUCAAUGAGUCAAGAAUGAUUUUUUUAAAAAUUGUAGAAAUACCACACUGGAAAAUGUGAGGUUGAGCACAUUGCAUUGUGGGAUACAGUGUUCUAGAAUGCAGAAUGCAGCAGGGAUGACGUGUUUUUGUAUGCUAAACCGGAAGUUAGCGGGAGACUGGUUGUCUCGCAAAAAAUACCAUAAAUUUUUUUCCAUAGACUUUUGGAUUAUCCCAAAAAAUAAGGUUUGUGUUUAACAAAAGUUUGACAUUUACACGUUUUGUCCAACACUUUUUUUUUUAUUUUGCAGACAAAAUUCAGCUUUUUAUAUUUCUAGUAAAUGCAUUUAAACUUUAAAAUUCAUCAAAUUUGAACAAAACGAGUGUCAUAAACUUUUGUUAAACACACAUCUUAUUUUUUGCGAUAAUCCAAAACUAUGGUAAAAAUGUAUGGUCUUUUUUGCGAGGAAACUAGUGUCCCGCUAACUUCCGGGUUUGUUUACAAAAUACGUCAUCCCUGCAGCACUCUAUUAGUUACAGUAUCACAAUAGAUUAAAGUAUUGCAUACAGAAAAUAAACAUACUGUUUACAGUAAGCAUACUACAGUACUGCAUUUAAAGAGAAUGAGUAGUUUGGUUGUAAGAUAUUCUGAACAUAGCCCAAGAAAAUAGCCCAAGAAAAAAUCUAUAGUUUUAUAAAAGCUGAUAGAGAUUUUGGGGAAAAUAGUCAAAUGCAAAUAGUGCAAAUUUCUUUUGUCUUGGUUGAGAAUAUGUGAGGGAUCUUUUAAAUCCUCCUGAAAGGUUUACUUUUGAAAGGAGCUUGCGUACCAAAGCCUCUAAAAUAUCAUUGUCAUACAAAUGUGCAAUCUUAAUCCAUAACUCGAAGACUGUUUAAAAGUGCAUGAGACAAAUCGUUUGUUUUUAUUUCUACUGUGAAACGAUUCAUUUGUUAACCUCCUUUCCACGUGUACUAUUGCACUGUAAAUACAAAGAGAAAAGCCCUGGAUUUCUAUGAGGACAGUAUAGUGUCAACUGUAUUUUAGAUUCUAUUUUUUACUUUGGUUUUAGAGACUGUGCUUCUAUGAAAUAAUAAGUUAUAUAAAACUGGAGAGCUGUAAAUUUUGAAUGUGGGAAACCUUUGUUACUUGUUGACUGUUACGUCCCUUAUCAACGUUGUGCACUGGUUUCUAUUAGUUUCAAUAUAUGUACAUUUUGUUUGGACGUCAGAAUGAAGUACUGUAUGUAUUGUAACGGAUGUAUCAUUUACCUUGAAUGUAUAUGUAUUCUGAAAACAAGUUGUUCCUUAAUAAUAUUAAAACAUUUUCAUAUUCAGAAA
Molecule: messenger RNA, 5967 nt
Organism: Misgurnus anguillicaudatus (oriental weatherfish)
Lineage: Eukaryota; Metazoa; Chordata; Actinopteri; Cypriniformes; Cobitidae
Gene: sgsm2
Product: small G protein signaling modulator 2
Biological process (GO): activation of GTPase activity
Molecular function (GO): GTPase activator activity
Source: RefSeq, a predicted model, not a curated record